This is a messenger RNA of Scomber japonicus (chub mackerel), 930 nucleotides long. Its product is annotated as olfactory receptor 11A1-like. The record is from RefSeq and is a predicted model, not a curated record. Gene Ontology annotation, molecular function: G protein-coupled receptor activity; olfactory receptor activity. NCBI's taxonomy places the organism in Eukaryota, Metazoa, Chordata, Actinopteri, Scombriformes, Scombridae. The transcript has a single exon. Bases 4 to 930 code for a protein of 308 amino acids. Gene Ontology annotation, biological process: G protein-coupled receptor signaling pathway. Gene Ontology annotation, cellular component: membrane.
UUAAUGGAUGAUGAAUUAAAUAUAACAUAUAUAACUAUUGGUGGGUAUGUGGAAGUGGACAAAUACAGAUAUGUUUAUUUUUUGAUCAUGUUUACAGUAUAUAUUCUAAUAAUCGGCAGUAAUAUCAUUAUUGUGUGUCUUAUAUGGGUUCAUGAAAACCUUCAUGAGCCUAUGUAUGUUUUCAUUGCAGCUUUGUUACUGAACGCUGUUCUUUACAGCACUGCUAUCUACCCAAAGAUGUUAAUUGACUUUUUAUCUGAAAAACAGAUCAUAUCCUAUUCAGUCUGUCUUUUUCAAUUUUUUAUAUUUUACACUUUAGGCUUGUCUGAUUUCUUACUGUUGUCAGCCAUGGCUUAUGACAGGUAUGUGUCUAUAUGUAAACCUCUGCAAUAUCCAGUUAUCAUGAGAAAAACUACUAUCAGUAUUUUUCUGGUUUUAUCAUGGCUUUUGCCAGCUUGUCUACUGGCAGUGCUAGUAAUACAGAUUGCUGAUACUAAACUGUGCAACUUUAAUUUAAAAGGAAUAUUUUGUAACAAUGCAGUUUACAGUCUUCAUUGUGUGAGAUCAAAAUUUGUGACAAUAUAUGGUGUGGUUCUUUUAAUCAAUUUUAUACUACUCCCUAUGCUCUUUGUAAUUUUUACAUAUGUAAGGAUAUUAAUAUUAACAUACCAAAGUUGUAAAGAAACCAGGAAAAAAGCAGCAGAGACAUGUUUACCCCACUUGUUGGUUUUAAUCAGCAUCACCUGUUUUAGUGUAUAUGAUGUCAGUAUAGCUCGACUGGAAUCUAAGUUUACAAAAAUGGCACGUCUAAUAAUGACGUUACAAAUAGUUUUGUAUCAUUCUUUGUUUAAUCCACUCAUAUACGGGCUCAAAAUGAAAGAAAUUUCUAAACACCUCAAAAGGUUGUUCUGCCGAGCCAAAAGACUCUGA